UUGUUGGUUUGGAAACGGAAUGUUUCCUGUCUAGUUUGUCUAUCACUCAAAAAUCACAAAAAGCGUGAUUUGAAGGAAUUUUUGUGACCAAAAUAAAAUAUUUUACUCGUGUAACUCGAAAAGCACCGCCAAUAGGGCACCAGCUCUGUAUUUUUUCAGUUAUAAAGUGUUAGAUAUACAAAAGGCAUGAUGGUGGAAGGCUCUGCAUUUACCCGAACCGAUGUGUUCCAAAUGGCAAUACGGGUCUGCUUCGUGUCUGCCGUCACUUAUUUCUCAAUCAAAUGGCUCGUCAACCAGAUAGACCCGACAUCCAAGAGCCGGAAGAAGGCUGAAGAGCGUGCACGGGAACAGUUACGCAAGGUGUCUUCCAGAGCGGGGCUCGGCAGCAAGCACACGCUACAGUUAGACAAGCUCACCGACCAUGAGAUGAUCAUCGCCUCGCAGCUGGUGGUGCCCGAUGAGAUCAAUGUGAACUGGAAGGACAUCGCGGGCCUGGACGCCCUGAUCCAAGAGCUCCGGGAGACUGUGAUCCUGCCCAUUCAGAAGCGCGAUCUGUUCGCUGACAGCCGCCUCACGCAGCCCCCUAAGGGGGUACUGCUCCAUGGACCACCAGGAUGCGGCAAGACCCUGAUAGCUAAAGCCACAGCCAAGGAGGCGAACAUGAGUUUCAUCAACCUGGACGUGUCGCUGCUGACCGACAAGUGGUACGGCGAGACGCAGAAACUGGCCGCUGCCGUCUUCAGUCUGGCCGUCAAACUACAACCUUGCAUCGUUUUUAUAGAUGAGAUCGAGUCAUUCCUCCGCACUCGCACGCAGCACGACCACGAAGCGACGGCCAUGAUGAAAACACAAUUCAUGUCGCUCUGGGACGGACUUAUUACUGAUAACAAUUGCACUGUCAUCAUUAUGGGGGCGACCAACCGACCACAGGACUUAGACAAGGCCAUCCAACGUCGCAUGCCGGCCGCCUUCCACGUACCGAUGCCUAACGAAUCUCAGCGGGAGACCAUUCUCAAGUUGAUCCUUCGAGAUGAACCUGUGGCGCCCUCUAUCGAGUUCCGCCGCCUGGCCGCGGCCACGGAGGGGUUCUCCGGCUCCGACCUGCACGAGCUGUGUCGCCAGGCCGCCGUCUAUAGAGUACGGGAUCUAGCAAGGGAAGAGAUGGCCAAGGAUGCAUCGCAGAAAUCCGGCAAAGGCGAUGAAGACUCGGACUCUGAGUACCACGACGCAAUCCGCCCGAUCACCAUGGAGGACCUGCGCCAGUCCCUCACCAAGCUCAAGGAGGCCAAGAUCCAGUGCGGGGCGCUGCCCCCUAGUAUGCGGAUAGAGCUGGAUUAGGUGAGAACUUUAAUAUUUACAAUCA
Cydia strobilella is the source of this 1363-nucleotide messenger RNA. It is a transcript of the gene nmd, whose product is annotated as outer mitochondrial transmembrane helix translocase. The record is from RefSeq and is a predicted model, not a curated record. Bases 187 to 1338 code for a protein of 383 amino acids. The transcript is spliced from 8 exons. Gene Ontology annotation, biological process: extraction of mislocalized protein from mitochondrial outer membrane. Gene Ontology annotation, cellular component: mitochondrial outer membrane. Gene Ontology annotation, molecular function: ATP hydrolysis activity; ATP binding. NCBI's taxonomy places the organism in Eukaryota, Metazoa, Arthropoda, Insecta, Lepidoptera, Tortricidae.